UAUCGUUUCGGCACAUAGGUUCAUAGACCCUGGUCCGGAGACUGGAGUACACUUCCUUUUCGAGGCUGAUCCGCAGUCCACUCUUUUCGGCAGCCAUGGACUGGUCGAGGCCAUGACGAAUCGGACGAUCGAUCUGGGAGAACGCAACCAGUUCUGUGGACGUGAAGCGCCAAAGCAACGCUGAAGGGGAAUGCCGGAAUGGCACCAGCUGGGAAUGGCGUGUGCUCCUCUCUGCCUUCUAAGACUCGGAAGGAAAUUUUCGAGCACGGAAGCAACUCGAACCAGUGUGGUUGCAACAUUGAAAUCUAGUAGUAAGUCUCCCCACGAUCUGAAAAAGGGCCACGCUUUGAUAAUCAAGAGCGGAAGCCGAUGUGAUGACUUCGUCGUGGGCAAUUUCGUCGCGAGCUGUGGGGUCCUGGGCCUCAUGGACUACGCCCAAGAGGUGUUCGAGGAAAUGCCUGAACCAAAUGGGUUUGUGUGGAACACCAUGAUAAGGGGUUUCCAGCGGAACGGCAGGCCUCUGGAUGCUCUGGUUUUCUUCCGCCGGAUGCGUUAUGUAGGACUGCAGCCCGACAGGUUUACUCUCCCUUUCGUGGUUCGGUCUUCAGGGGGUCUCUUGGAAUCUUGGUGUGGAAAGGGGUUCCAUGGGUGUGUUUUCAAGUUUGGGCUGGAGUUUGAUGUGUUUGUUCAGUCGAGUUUGGUGGAGAUGUAUGUUGAGUUUGGAGAUAUCGGCAUGGCCCGCCAAGUGUUCAACGAAAUGCCUGAGCGCGAUUCAGUUGCCUGGACCAUUUUGAUAGGGGGAUACGUGAAUAGAUGCUGCGAUAUGAAUGCUGCACGCCGGUUAUUUGACCAGAUGCCUGAGAAGGAUAUCGUUGUAAUGAAUGUCAUGAUUGGGGGCUAUGUUAAGCUUGGGGAUGUGGAUGCAGCUAAUGAGAUGUUUAGUAAAGUAGCCACUAAAGAUUUAUUGAUGUGCAAUACCAUGAUGGGAGGAUACGUAAAAAAUUGGGAUGUAGGAGCGGCGUAUAGGCUGUUUGUGGAGAUGACUGAGAGAGAUAUGGUUUCUUGGAAUACUAUGAUUGGUGGAUUUAUUCAAACUGGUCGCUUCAAGGAAGCAACUGAGCUGUUCCACAGAAUGCAGACUGAAAACUUAAGACCUAAUGAUGUAACUAUCGUGGGAAUGCUUAGGGCUUGCUCCCAAGUAGGGGCAUUGGAUAUGGGGAAGUGGCUCCAUGCCUAUGUUGAUAGAAACAGAUAUCUCGUAAAUGUUGUGGUUGGAACCUCUUUAGUUGAUAUGUAUUGCAAGUGUGGUGUUCUGGAGUGUGCAGAGCAAAUAUUUGAUCAGCUGCAUGAUAAGGAUGUGACAGCCUGGAAUGCCAUGAUUACAGGUUUUGCCAUGCAUGGGAAAAGUGUCAAAGCGUUGGAGUUAUUUCGUCAGAUGCAGCAUGAACGCAUUCAACCAAAUGAAGUUACAUUCGUUGGAGUUCUAUGUGCAUGCACUCAUGGGGGUUUGGUGGAUGAAGGAAAACAAUAUUUCCACUCUAUGGUCAGUGAAUUUGGUCUCACUCCCCAGUUGGAACACUACGGGUGUAUGGUUGAUCUUCUUGGCCGAGCUGGACUAUUGGAGGAGGCCUAUGAUUUUAUAAAAGGUAUGCCGCUCGCUCCUCAUACUGGUGUUUGGGGAGCCUUGCUGGGUGCUUGUAAGAUUCAUGGUAAUAUUGAGCUAGCAGAAUGUGCUAUCAAACAUUUGAUUGAAUUGGACAAGGAAGAUGGUGGAUAUUGUGCAAUUCUGUCAAACAUAUAUGCUAAAGCAGGCAGGUGGGAUGAUGUUGCAAAAGUAAGGGCCUUGAUGAAGGAGAGAGGAAUUGAGAAAAAGCCUGGAUGUAGUUCCAUUGAAGUUGAUGGUAAGGUACAUGAGUUUGGUGUGGGAGACAAAACACACCCUCGAAGCGAAGAAAUCUAUACCAUGCUAAAAGAAAUAUCUAGGAGGUUAACGAUGCACGGUUAUGUAGCUCGUACAUCUGAGGUAUUCUUUGAUGUAGAGGAAGAAGAAAAGGAGCAUGCUUUAUGUUUUCACAGUGAAAAAUUGGCCAUUGCUUUUGGUCUCAUCAGUACGAAGAAAGGUGUUAUGCUUCGAAUUGUGAAAAACCUUAGAGUUUGUGAUGAUUGUCACGCUGCAACAAAGCUCAUCUCAAAAAUUUUUGAAAGAGACCUAAUUAUUAGGGAUCGCAGUCGCUUCCACCAUUUUAGGCAAGGAAUCUGUUCCUGUGGAGAUUAUUGGUGACCCCUAAGAAACUGCAUUCUGCGAAGACCUGAAUAGUCUUUCCAAUGCACACCCUUCCUAUCGUGAAGUGUCAUUAAUUAAUGCGAUGAAGAAAAAGGGAUAAAGGCUUUUAAAGAGACUCACUCUGAGGGGUCGCAAUAUGGUCAUGCCGAUUCAAAAUUAGCGUUUAUGUUUCCGUACGUAAUCGCCUCAAGUGUUUUACCUUUUGCCUUCCGGGAUGAUCGUGCUGAGAAGCUCACGGGCUGGAACUGUAGCGUGGGUGGCUGGGAGAAACAGUAUGAAUCGUGAUGGAUAUACAUAGGCAAGAUGCUUCUCUCUCUCUCUCUCUCUCUCUCUCUCACACACACACACACACACACACACGCACAUAGACACAAAAUGCGACGAGUUUCUCGAGUGGGCAGAACAUGAGUUAGCCGUCGAUGAUAAGGUCAACAACUGGAGAAGCUCAAGCAAGUAAAUGUGGCUUGGAUCAACGGGCAAAACGAUUUAUUGCAAUCUAUGAGAACAAUAAAAAAAAAUUGGUGGUGGAGAUAUGAUGGUUUUGCUUUUAUUGUGCUUGCUGCUUUAUGACCACACACCAAUGACCACCCCACACACCCACACCGCCACACAUAACGUCAUGUACUUGGAAUGUGGGAUGAAUAAGUUAUCCACUGUGCCCGCUUAAACGAGACAUUUGGAUCCUGGUGUUGAUAUAUCCAUUAUCA
This is a messenger RNA of Nymphaea colorata (pocket water lily), 2991 nucleotides long. RefSeq names its product pentatricopeptide repeat-containing protein At1g08070, chloroplastic-like. The transcript is spliced from 4 exons. The record is from RefSeq and is a predicted model, not a curated record. Lineage: Eukaryota; Viridiplantae; Streptophyta; Magnoliopsida; Nymphaeales; Nymphaeaceae. Gene Ontology annotation, molecular function: protein binding; zinc ion binding; RNA binding. The coding region runs from base 191 to 2281 and encodes 696 amino acids. Gene Ontology annotation, biological process: RNA modification.